Messenger RNA from Orbicella faveolata, 2531 nucleotides. RefSeq names its product F-box only protein 31-like. The record is from RefSeq and is a predicted model, not a curated record. Gene Ontology annotation, molecular function: protein binding. Lineage: Eukaryota; Metazoa; Cnidaria; Anthozoa; Scleractinia; Merulinidae.
UUUCUCAGAAUUAUGGCGGAAGAGAAAUAUUACAGUCGACGCAAGCAAAAACAGUUUCGAAUUUACCUAUCCGAUUCACUGGGGAGCUUAAGAUGAUUUAGAUGGCAAAAAUUUUCAACCUCGCCAACGAGGUGCUGGCCUCGAUUUUCAAGCACCUAGAUGGUCUCGAUCUUGGUACGGUAGCAAAGACGUGCCAAAGAUUCCGUAAUGCUUCUCUUAUAGACCAAAUUUGGCAACAUCUGUGUGAAAGAGAUUAUGGUGUGUCAUCUCUUGAUCAGUGGCCUCUUUCUUCAUUUCGGGAACUGUACAUCAUUGUGCUACACAAGUUUGGCUGCUUACUUGGUGUAUGGAAAUGCAACAUAAAUCCUUAUGGUGGUUUGCUACAUAUAACGGUUUCUCCAGGAAGGAUUGAGGCUUUUGAUUGUCGUGCACCAUACGACCCUGAUAUCACAAGUGCAUUAAGACCAAAGCUUAUGUUCGCUAUAGGGGUCCAGGAUGGAGAACCAGUGAUUCUAUGCUAUAGCAACUGGGAAGAAAAUCCUCACAGUGGAAACCUCAGAAUAAGAGAUGACGUUAAAGGAAAACCACGUCAGUUCUGUAUCGAGUGCAACAGCUCUUCAAAGCAUGAAAUCCCUUCAGACAGAGAAGAGGGCAUGGGUGUUUUGAGAAGGUGGAUGAAGGAAGAGUACAAUAACGAAACCUUGCUAUCUUUUCAACCUCACAUGGUGCAACUUGUUCUCAUGAGAUAUGUUACUAUGCACUCCUUGCACAGACAACCACUUCAGUUUGAACUCCUCAAUCUUCAACGGCCUUCCCCUAAUGACCUGGUGAUGACUCCUGGUGUGUUCAAGGGUACCUACAGCAGUCACGGAGUGGAAUUGGUCAUGGUUACUGUUGAUGACUAUAAAAUGACAGGCACGAAGAUAACGGGAGAUCCUAAUGUGCCAGGAGGUCAGAUAACCUUUGAUGUUGACCUCAGACGGCCUAUCACUGAUGACCUAGAGCCUGCGGAGCAAGAACAAAAUUUAGGCGUGUGUCGUGAUCGAGAGUUCACCCUACCCUCUGCCUAUGAAGCCAGAUACACCAAUUAUCCCAAUGUUUGCCUUGCCAGAUAUCACGGCAGAGGACAGAUUGCUAGUCAUGGGUUCAUGUCUCCUCAGUGGACACCGGGCCACUUUGUGCUGUUUAACGAUAACUUGUUUGGUUUUCGCUGGCUUGAACUGAUGGCGUUCAGUGUGUACAGUAGAGCUACUGAACCUUACCUGAGAUGAGGCCGACACUGCAAGAUAAAAAAGCUUCACAAAUGUCCAUGUCACGUUAUUUGCCGCCAGCCCUUCUCUAUUCUUCCCGCCUGAACUAUUGCACAUUUAUAAGACCAAUUUGCCCAGGCAGUGAUACAUUUAGUGAUGUCGAGCUACAGUCAUCUCACGUUAGAUAGGCGAGUGGCUGAGAAAAACUGGACUUAAAGCCAAUUUCCUUAGGAGCAGCAUGUCUCUUUAAAGUUACAGAGGAGCGUCGGGGAAGUUUGAGAGAAUGCACAGAACGGUGUGGAGUUUCUCUUAGGCUGCAUUUAGUUUUCCCAGUGUCUUGUAAGUGUUUGUAAAUCGAAUGUUUUUCUCAUCCAUUAGAAAUUACUUCAGUCAAUUUUUUUUUUGAACUUGUGUUGUGAUAGAAACAUGGCUUUGAGCCAAUCAGAGUGCGCAUUUAUGGGUUUUUUAAGGAUACUUAGAGACUUCCUCAACUCUAACUUAAGUCUAAUGGACCAUUUUCGUAUUCUUGGUUUUGGACUGGAACUAGCUUGCAACCGAGGCUAAUGCGGUAAGUCUUUUGAAAUGCAAAUCGCAUAAGCCUCCAUUGCAAGCUGGUUCCAGAAUAUGAAUAUGGCCUAUUACUUAAAUAUUACAUCCCUUGUCCUUUAGGGUUAUUUUUGAAAUCUUUUGUCUUGUGAAUACGAUUUUCAGGUAAUUAUUUGACAAGCAACAAACCAAGUUGAUAUAUUAGUAUUUCUCAUAUACAGAUAUACAUGUCACGAAAAAGAGAAAAGGCUAAGUGUAUAAUAGUUUGUAAACCUUGCAGAUUGAUUUCUCAAGAUGCGCAGUUGUCAAAUUAGCACUAAAGUCCGGCCACUUUGUGCUUAGACCUUGGACAAAUUGCAACAGAAAAAUUUUAUAACAGCCAAUAACAUCUUCAUAUAGCCCAAGUGAUUACAAAGGGGAAACGGUAAUAUUUUAAAAUCAAUCGCCAUUCAUUUGCAUAAUUUCAAAAUGGCGCUUUGCUUGUGUUUUGUUUAGUUAUAAAAAUUUGCAACAGAAAUCAGGCUACGCCAAGUAAUUAACGCUUAAAGUGAUCCUUACCAACAUAUAAAUUCCAGGUAAAAUAUAAUGGUAAAUGUAGAUAAUUUGCAUAAAUUACACAUGCAGCUUUUUGUUCUUUCUUAAAACGCAAUUUGCCAAAAAAUCGUCAAGGAAGUUUAUAAUGUCAAAACAGUAACAAAUUCAAAUGUCCAGAAAUUAAAUCGUCACAGAAAAAAA